Molecule: messenger RNA, 3522 nt
Organism: Leopardus geoffroyi (Geoffroy's cat)
Lineage: Eukaryota; Metazoa; Chordata; Mammalia; Carnivora; Felidae
Gene: UBALD1
Product: UBA like domain containing 1
Exons: 3
Coding region: 101-673 (190 amino acids)
Molecular function (GO): protein binding
Source: RefSeq, a predicted model, not a curated record
CGGUCCCCGGAAACGCCGCCCGCGCGGGGUGGGCGGGAGGGGCGGCCCGCCCCCACCGGGGCACGAGAUCCCCGCCCCCCCGAGUCCCCCGGCGGUCAGGAUGCGGGGUCCCCCCUCUUUUGUUCGGGUAACGGCCAGGGCGGGGCGUCGCCGCGGCCCGGACGGACGGUCGGCGGGCGGCCGGAAGGAGGACGCCCCGGGCUGGGGCCGAGUUGGGCGCGCGCCGCCCCCACCUCGGGAGCCGCCUGGUGGGACGACGGCCCUCAGCGCCUUUUUCCAGGAGACCAACAUCCCCUAUAGCCACCACCACCACCAGAUGAUGUGCACUCCUGCCAACACCCCCGCCACGCCCCCCAACUUCCCCGAUGCCCUCACCAUGUUCUCCCGUCUCAAGGCUUCUGAGAGUUUCCACGGUGGCGGCAGUGGCAGCCCAAUGGCCGCCACGGCCACGUCCCCCCCGCCGCACUUCCCCCACGCCGCCACCGGCAGCUUCGCGGCACCCAGCUGGCCGACCACGGCCUCGCCCCCAGGGGGGCCACAGCACCACCAGCCACAGCAGCCGCCCCUGUGGACUCCGGCACCCCCUUCCCCAGCGUCAGACUGGCCGCCCUUGGCCCCCCAACAGGCCGCCUCAGAACCGAGGGCCCACCCCGCCAUGGAGGCCGAGAGAUAAGGGAGGCCCCUCCCCCCUCCCGGAGGCCAGGACCCUGUGGGGCGGGGGAGAGGAUGUCUCCGCGGGCCCCCUUCACCCUCCUCUGUCUGCACCCCCGUUCCCCGGAGCCCUGGAGGGGAGAGACCGGACCCUGGUGCCAGCACACAGGCCGCCCGUGCGCGAACACGGAGGCGCAGGCCCGUGGCACCCAGCUUGCAUGGAUGUGGUUCAGAGUCGUCUUGGUGCUGGUGGACGGAACUUCAGAGAACAAGCAGCCUUCCCCAGAGGACUCGCUCGCCCUGCCCCACCCCAGGGGGCUGCGGAGAAUCGCCACAGCAGCGGAGACUUGGCUGGCUCCUGCCUUGGAGCUCCUUGGGGGCCAGCAGGCCUAGAUCCCCACCCUCGGGAAUGCAGAGCCUUCUCCGCAUGUGUGUGUGUAGCUGUGUAUGUAUUUAUAUGUAUGUCGCUCCUCAAGACGCAACCUAGUUUACGGGGCAGCUGGACUUUGCAUGUUAGAGUGAGCCCCCAAACCCCUUGCCCGCCACCCCUCUCCCCAGGGCCCCGCCCCUCUCUCCCACCUCCUUGUCAGCCAGCCUUGCUGUUCCCUGCAGAGAAAAGAAUUGUGGGAAACUCCAGGACUCUUCCCACCCAUUCCCCAGCGCUUGCCUGCUGGGGCUGCCUGCAUGCCUCCCCCAGAGCCCGGGGGUACCUCACACCCUUUCCCUUCCCCCUUUUAACAAAAGAGAAGAAAAGAGUUCAAACUACCACCAGGCUUUGUGGUCUUGCCUCGUAUCCUAAGCUUUGCUGCCAGCUGGCUCCAUGUGGAGAGGCAGGGCACUGACAGAGCCCAGACCCCACCCCCACCCCCCCAGUCCUGCCUGGCUCCACACUGCUGCUGUCUCUUGCUGUCUUUUCAACCAUAACGUGGCUCUGGAAUCUUCCUGCCCAUCCAAGGUUCUUCCCAGGAAGUUCAUUUCUGGCCAGUGUUCCCAGAAUCCCAGCCCUCCUGCCCAUCCUUCCCCUGUCCGGCUGGACUGAUCCUGACCUCCAGGGCUAACAACUCCUUCCAGUCUGCUUGGGUUUCACAUAAGGACCUUUUUUUGUGUGUCUUUAGGGCCCCAAUGGCUGGCUGCAGGCUGCAGGCCGGACUCUCCAAGCCCAACCUCCAGCAAACAUGCCUGGUAGGGCAGGGCCCUCCCCUGGGGAGCCGCAGACCACAGCGCCCGUGGUCAGAUAGCAGGCUUCUGCGCAGAGCCAGUGGGGGCUCGUGACAGGAACAGGACAAGCCCAGGGCAGAGUCCAACCUGCAACUCAGACCUUUUGUCACUAAGGAGACCGGCAAACCAGGGAGAGCAGAUGGGAUCCCGGGCUGCUCCUGAGCUGGGCUGGGACAGACACCUGCUCUCAUCCCAAGGGAGAAGCCAGGGAUGCCCCACUCUGUCCCCUCCCCCUCCCCCCACAGCUGCCCACGCUGGGGGAUACGGUUCCCGGGGCAGCCUCAGCCUUGCACCCCUUGUGAGGGACUGGGCUUUGGGGAAGGAGGGAGGCCACGGUCUCUGCCCAAUCCUCAGUAGAGGCAGAUCUCAUUCCCUAACGUAGGAUGGCCCACCUGGCGCCCAGCCCCUCAGGUGCCCCCUUCUGCGGAUGAUGACUGGGUUGGAGAGUGUCUUCUGUUGCAGAAGGUCUCCUGUUUGAUGUCUCUGCACUCCUCACCGCAGUCCUGCCCUUGCGCCCAGGGAUGAGGAUGCUCCUGUGCUGGUGUCGCCACUGCUGCUCCCUGGCCUCCCCAGCUUUGUCUCCACCCUGCUGGACCCUGGACAGGCUCCUGGUUGACUGUACCCUCUGGGUGUCACUGAAGACUGACCACUGGGCCCCCGCCCAAGCUGUUGCUUAGGUCUUGGAGUUGUGUCCUCAUCUUGAAACCCACCCUUCUAAGGGCGUUCCUCUUGAAGUCCAGAGGCGGGGGCACAGCUGUUUCUGGGGUGCGUGUGGGGAGGGUAGGGAGGGGCGGGAUGGAUAAGAGUGAGGACAUCUGGGGCCCUCCUGAAUCUUCGCUACCGCUGCUGCUCCGUUCUUUUUGAUGAGGGAAAAUUCUCAGAUAACUGCCACACCCCCCUCAAGUGGUGGGAGAAAUGCAGAGACAAGUACGUGUUUAUGGGUUACCUGCUGCGGAGGGGUGAGUGCGCCUGGGCUGCCCCAGGGAAUGAUGACUGUGUCAGAGGCACCAGAGAGCCAGGGCUCCAUCUAGAAUUUGCACUCCUGGAGACAUAGGAGGCUCUACCCUGGGCGGCUACACAGUCUGGUCCCCAGACCAGCAGCACCACCUGGGAGCUUGUUAGAGGUGCAGGACCUCGAGCUCCACGUUGAGAAAUGUUCCUCCACGACAUCUCUACUCAGUGCUGAUCUGUUGGAGGUGAGGUGCAUUUUUCUGUUCCUGGGGGACUGCCAUGGGCUGUGCCUGGAGGUCGCAGGUGGUCACCUUGGGCCAGAAAGGACUGGAAGUUCCUGUAGGCCCUGGCUUUCCAACCUGGGCACUGUGGACAUUUGGGGCUGGCUCACUGUCUGCUGGGGGUGUCCUGUGCCCUGUGGGAUAUUGACCAGCAUUUCGGCCCCUACCCGCUAGACGCCAGCAGCAUCUCCCAGUUGUGACAACCAAAAACGUCUGUAGACAUGGCAGAAUGUCUCCUAGACCUGUGGUUCCCAUGGUUGGCUGCACAGUAGAGCCUCCUGGGAGCUCCGUAAAAAGACAAACCAUAGACUCCCAGACCCCACGGCAUCAGAGUCUCGCGGGGGAAGGCUCGACGGUAUAAUUUUAAACGUUCCCCAGGCUAUUGGUUGAUCGGCUUGGGAAUAAAAAUUACUUAAUCGUA